This is a messenger RNA of Colletotrichum chrysophilum, 1026 nucleotides long. RefSeq lists its product as uncharacterized. The transcript has a single exon. Lineage: Eukaryota; Fungi; Ascomycota; Sordariomycetes; Glomerellales; Glomerellaceae. Bases 1 to 1026 code for a protein of 341 amino acids. Gene Ontology annotation, molecular function: dTDP-glucose 4,6-dehydratase activity. The record is from RefSeq and is a predicted model, not a curated record.
AUGUCUUCUCCAGAGUACGACAUCCUCGUGACCGGCUCCUCAGGCCACCUCGGCGCGGCCCUCAUGCUCUCCCUCCCCUCCCACGGCCACACCCCCCUCGGCAUCGACAUCCUCCCCUCCUCAACCACAACCCACACCCUCUCAAUCACAGACCGCGCCGCCCUCACCGCCCUCUUCACCUCCCACUCCUCCAUCAAACACAUCAUCCACGCCGCAACCCUGCACAAACCCCACGUCGCCUCGCACCCAAAACAAGCCUUCAUCGACACAAACAUCACCGGCACCCUCGCCCUCCUCGAAACCUCCUCCGCCGCCCUCCCGUCCCUCGAAUCCUUCAUCUUCAUCUCCACAACCUCAACCUACGGCUCCGCCCUCGCCCCGGCCCCCGGCUCCCCCGCCGCCUGGAUCACCGAACCCACCCCGCCCGUCCCCAAAAACAUCUACGGCGCCACCAAGACCGCCGCCGAGGACCUCGUCCGCCUGCACCACCUGCACACAUCCCUGCCCUGCCUCGUCCUGCGCACGUCGCGCUUCUUCCCCGAGCAGGACGACGACCCCGCCCGCCGCGCCGAGUUCCCCGCCGACGCGAACCUCAAGGUCUGCGAGCUCGCACACCGCCGCCUAGACAUCGCCGAUACUGUGUCUGCCGUCGUCUGCGCCGUGCGCCGCGCCGCGCAGAUCGGGUUCGCGAAGUACAUCGUCUCGGCGCCGCCGCCGUUCGCCAACGAUGCAGACACCCUCGCGCGGCUGAAUGCCGGUGGUGGUGGGGACGCGGAGAGCGUGUAUAGAGAGUGCGUCCCCGCGGCGGGCGCCGUGUUUGAGAAGCUCGGAUGGAGGUUCCCGGACCGCGUCGACCGCGUGUACGACUCGGCCAGGGCGGUGCGCGAGCUCGGGUGGAGGCCCGAGUGGACGUUUGACAAGGUCGUCGAGAGGCUUGCGCGCGGCGAUGACUGGAGGAGCGAGCUGACGCAUGUGGUCGGCAAGAGAGGGUAUCACGAUGUCCCAACGGGAGUGUACACGACAUGA